Molecule: messenger RNA, 3352 nt
Organism: Acanthoscelides obtectus
Lineage: Eukaryota; Metazoa; Arthropoda; Insecta; Coleoptera; Chrysomelidae
Source: the annotation of a GenBank genome assembly
CCUGAACUCCUGAACAAUUAUCAUCUUGUGUUUAUUUAUUUUGUCAUCAUUAUCACAAGCCUAGUUGCCUAAUAACAGUAACCCAGUAAAACCCGUAGACAAUGGGUUAUUGGUAUUUUUGUACCGUUGUAUGUGCUUUUUGAUUCCUUAGCAACUCGGCAGGUUCCGAUUUGACUGUUUUGAGUACAUAAUCUUUCAGAGAAUUAUUCUGUUCCUUGGUGCCUUGCUUUUCUCUAAGGCAUUUGGAGUUCUUUCAAUAUUGCAAAUAAUCCAGUACCAGUAUGGAGCCAAAAACUGAUUUUGAACCAGCUGAUAGGCCUUGCAUAAAGUCGGAAGAAACUUAUCCUGACUAUGUAGCAGUUUAUGAUAGCGUGCAACAUGAACACUGGGAUGGAGUUAACGAGGUGAAAACAGAAAAUCCGAUAUUCAUAGAAGUUAAAUCUGAAAUACCAGGCACAGAACAGACUGUGAACAACAUGAAGCUUGAAUAUAUGGACACUUUGACACCGAAGGAAGAGCUUGACGUAUUUGAAUACGAUGAAGAUCCCUUAUCUGAUUCCAGAUGGGAUAGCAAACUCGGCGAGUUUCAAAGUGUCACAGAUGAAAAUUGGGAUGGAGUUAACCAGGCGAAAACGGAGAAUCAGUUAGCAAUCGAGGUCAAAUCCGAAAAACCGGAUAGAGAACGAUCUAUGGACAACAUGAUGUUUGAAAACAUGAACACUUCAACGCGGAACGAGGAGUUUGAAAUCAAAUACGAAUAUGAUGAAGAUGCCGGAUCUGAUUCAACAUGGGAUAGAAUCAAAGCUGAACAGAAAUUAGAACCUGUGCUUGAAGGUGAUUGGAGAGCAGAACCUGUUGACCAGACGAAAAUGGAGUUUCAAGAGUUUGAAAAACUGGAGGAAAAACCACCUCUGAAUUUUGAAAAUACGGACGCAUUGGAGCUGCAUCAGGAAUUUGACAUUAAAACUGAGAGUGACCAAAAUGACGGACAUGAGAGUGUUCAAAUGAAAAAGUCCAAAAUUGAACACAGAUAUUCACAGAUCCAAGAAGAAAAACAGUUGUUUAGCUGCUAUAUUUGUAACUAUAGCAAUCGUUCUAAGAGAGGUUUAAUCAUCCAUAUCAAAAGAAAUAAUUGCUAUUUAGGAUCGAGUUUGGGAAAAUCAAAAUCUGUUUCCAGGAGCCUGUACCAACUGAAUAAAUAUGUUUGUAUGAAAUGUGAUGAGGUAUUCAAAAGCAAAAUGUUACUAGAUAAUCAUGUGAUUAGAAAACAUGUCGAAUAUAUUGCCUCAGUUUCAUCUAAAAUACAUCAUUGUACAUUCUGUGAUUACAAAACCGUUAUUAAACGUUAUUUAACCGGGCAUAUGAUAAGACAUACUAAUACCAAAGUUUCUGAUUUGCACUUCUGCAAACAUUGUAAUAUGGCUUUCAAAGCAAAGCAAUCGCACCUGGACCAUAUUCUCAAUAAACAUCCCAACUUUAGCGGGACUGUUUCUAGAAAGAUAUACGAAUGUGUAGAUUGCCAAUUGAAAACAACCAGAAGGAGCACCUUUAUGAGGCACAUGACAAAACAUAAUAGUCAAAAGCCCUUCGAUUGUAUAAAGUGUGAUGCGUCUUUUAAAACUAAGCAAGGAUUUGAUGACCAUACUUUACAGAAACAUGCGGAGUUAAUCCCUUCUGGGUCACACAAAAUACUGGAAUGUACACAGUGUGAAUAUAAAACUGCAUACACAUACUGCUUAUCUAGGCAUAUCAUGAACCAUACUCGAGCUAAGCUCACGUGUGCAACGUGUGACGCGUCAUUGAUGAACAAAUUUUUGUUGGACAACCACAUUUUACAGAAACAUCCUGAGCUUACUGCUUCUGUGUCUCGUAAGGUACUCGAAUGCACACAAUGUGAAUAUAAAACUACAGUGGCAUACUCCUUAGUUAGGCAUAUCAUGAAGCAUACUCCGGCUAAGCUCACAUGUACAAAGUGCGAUGCGUCAUUUACGAGGAAACCAGCAUUAGACAAUCACAUUUUACGGAAACAUCCUGAAUUUACUACUUCUGUGUCUCGUAAGAUACACGAAUGUACACACUGUGAAUAUAAAACUACAUACGUCCGCUGUUUAGCUAUGCAUAUGAUGAGACAUACUGGAGCUAAGCUCCCGUGUACAAAGUGCGAUGCGGUGUUUGCGUCUAAACGGUCAUUAGACCACCACAUUUUACGGCAACAUCCCGAGUCUGCUGCUGUUGUGUCUACUAAGACACAUAAUUGUACAUAUUGUGAAUUUAAAACUACAAAAGCGAUAUAUUUGGCUGGACAUAUGAUUAAACAUACGGGAGGUAAUGUCACGUGUACAAAGUGUGAUGCGUCAUUUGCAAGCAAACAAUCGUUAGACAACCACAUUUUACAAAAACAUCCAGAGUUGACUGCUUCUGUGUCUCAUAAGAUACAUAAAUGUACAUAUUGUCAAUAUAAAACUGUAUAUGCAAGUGCUUUAUAUAAUCAUACGACGAAACAUACUGGAGCCAAGUACACGUGUACAAAGUGUGAUGCGUCAUUUAUAUAUAAGCGGACAUUAGAUAAUCACAUGUUACAGAAGCACCCCGAGUUUACUGCAUCCGUAUCUAGUAAGAUACAUGAAUGUACACAUUGUGGAUAUAAAACUACUCACGUUCAGCAUUUAGCUGACCAUAUCGUGAAACAUACUGGAGUUAAAUUUUCGUGUGCAAAGUGUGACGCGUUAUUUAUGUGUAAACGAACAUUAGACUACCACAUUUCGCGAAAACAUCACGAGUUGACUGGUUUUGGGUCUUUUAGUAGUAGUAAAAAGCCGCAGUCUAGCGACUAAGCCACCUUUGACCCUUUUUACUACUCCACAAGCCAUCUGCUCAUAUCUGAUUAUUGAAUAAACCAGCUGCUCCACCUAUGAUGAUCUAGCACCGAUUUGGUGCGUGACGUAUUUUAACCAAGUUCGUUGGCAACAUCGAGUUCGGUUCGGUUGGGGGUUUACUUCUUCUAACCUCAUAAGUCCUGUUCGCACAGCAGUCGCCAAACCGUCAGUGACCGUGUCCAAGGCCAAGCCACAAAAUCACGUUCACUCUGUUACUCUAGUAUACACGGAAGUCGGACCGCUAUACAAAGUCACCGACCACUGUACGAGCAAACUUUUAAAGUUGAACAAAAACGAUCAACCAGCUCUCGCUCUCGCAGAUCCAUGAUCCGCACUAGCUAAUGUUAUGAAUGAAUAUAUAUUUUUAUUAUUUAGUAUUUAUUUAUGUGGAAUCGGCGUAUAUAUUUCUUAAUGUCACAUAUAUGUUAUGCUUUAAUUGUUUGAGGAUGAUGUGAUCUCACGAUUUUUUCCAGCAC